This is a messenger RNA of Eucalyptus grandis, 1024 nucleotides long. Its product is annotated as lysine-specific demethylase 5A-like. Gene Ontology annotation, biological process: chromatin remodeling. NCBI's taxonomy places the organism in Eukaryota, Viridiplantae, Streptophyta, Magnoliopsida, Myrtales, Myrtaceae. Gene Ontology annotation, cellular component: nucleus. Gene Ontology annotation, molecular function: histone demethylase activity. The coding region runs from base 1 to 945 and encodes 314 amino acids. The record is from RefSeq and is a predicted model, not a curated record. The transcript has 8 exons.
AUGGUAGGCGAGACAGUAGCAUACAUGCAAGAUUUUGCCUUGGCUUUUCUUGUGGAGAAAAUUUGGAGGGAGCAACUCUGGAAAAAUGGCAUUAUAAAAUCAUCUCCAAUAGCACCAUGGACAUGUCCUGAAUGCGUGGGGACUGAGGAGGAUCCCAAGUGCAUUAUAUGUCAGCAAUAUCUUUAUCUUUCUGCAGUUGUAUGUGAUUGUAGGCCAUCUGCUUUUGUUUGUCUUGAGCACUGGCAACACAUCUGUGAAUGCAAACCCAGCAAACAUUGCCUCCUUUACCGUCAUACAUUAGCAGAGUUAAGUGACUUGCUGCUCACUGUUGAUAAAUCCAAUGGUGAGGAGACUCAAAGGAGUAAGGUGCUCCAGCAAAGAUCUUUCUCCAGCGAAACAAGUUCUUCAGUGAAAAAGGUAAAAGGUGGCCAUGCUACUUUGGCUCAUCUUGCGGAUCAAUGGCUGUUGCAGUCAACCGAUGCUCUUAAAAAUCCUUUCUCUAAGGAUAUUUAUCAAAAACUGUUGAAAGAAGCUGAACAAUUUCUUUGGGCUGGUUUUGACAUGGAUCCUGUACGUACCAUGGCAAAGAAGUUAGUCGACGCGCAGAGGUGGGCAGAAGGUGUAAGAAGUUGCCUUGCAAAAAUUGAAAAUCAUUCUUUGGGCUCUACUAAUGCUUUGGAGAGGGCAGAUUUAGAAUAUGUCACUGAAUUGUUGAGUUUUGAUACCAUGCCGUGUAAUGAGCCUGGACAUCUUAAAUUGAAGGAGUAUGCUGAAGAGGCAAAGAAGUUGGCCGGAGAGAUUGAAUCUACUCUUUCGUCAUCUUCAAAGUUAUUGGAGUUGGAAAACCUUUACGAUAGAAGCUGUCGCUUAGGAAUCCUUGUCAAAGGAAGCGAGAAACUGGCACAGAAAAUUUCUUCGAUGGAGGUAAUUCUCUAUCAGGAUUGAUUUUGUGGGUCAAGAUACAUUAAGCCAUAUCCCUACAGUUACCUAAAUUGUCUCUUUUACGCGGUGAGAAAAAUGUCAU